AUGACGACUACUGCUGAUGAAAGGAACAAAAAAUUCACAGAUUUUUUUCUUCUUUUUUUCUUUAUCUUUCCUUUUCUUUCUCACGUUUUCUUUCUUUUUCUUUCCCUUUCUCUUCUUCACUUUUCUAUCUUUUGUUUUCUUCCUAUUUCUUUCUUUCUUUUCUUAUUUAUUAAAUUUCUUUUCUCGCCAUUUACACUUGUUUCUGCCUCGAGCCACACUCAUCUACAAUGGCGUUCAAGUUGUCGUCUGUUUCAAAACGACACGUCCUGUUCUUUUUCGAUUCCUGCGCCAUUUUACAAAAUGACUUCCCCACUGACACGGCCAGUCUCACUCGUAUCCGUGUUUUCCAAUUUCUCCUCUCUUUCUUACUACUUCUUACUCUGCUGCCCCCAUUUCUUUCGUACCAUUUUGCCUUCUUUUUCAUCUGAUCCCAAAUCAUGCCAGCGUUCCUUUAUAAUUAUUCGAAUCUCUUCUUCCGCACCCAACUUCUUUCCAUUCACCUGCUCUCUUCUUCAUCCCUCCCUUGUUCAAGUCUCUUUGUUUAAGACAAACAAAUUCUCUCCCUUCAUUUCCCUCUACCUUAUCUUUACCUUCUUUGACUCCAUUCCACGCGUGGCAGUCUAUUUUUAA
This is a messenger RNA of Acanthosepion pharaonis, 630 nucleotides long. The record is from the annotation of a GenBank genome assembly. NCBI's taxonomy places the organism in Eukaryota, Metazoa, Mollusca, Cephalopoda, Sepiida, Sepiidae.